AUGUCCAACAGCAGCUCCAUCACACAGUUCCUCCUCCUGGCGUUCACAGACAUGCGGGAGCUGCAGCUCCUGCACUUCUGGCUCUCCCUGGCCAUCUACCUGGCUGCCCUCCUGGGCAACGGGCUCAUCGUCACCGCCAUCGCCUGCGACCACCGCCUCCACACCCCCAUGUACUUCUUCCUCCUCAACCUCUCCCUCCUCGACCUGGGCUCCAUCUCCACCACUCUCCCCAAAUCCAUGGCCAAUUCCCUCGGGGACACCAGGGACAUCUCCUACGCAGGAUGUGCUGCACAAGCAUUUCUGUUUCUCUUUUUGAUAUCAGCAGAGUUUUUUCUCCUGACGGUCAUGGCCUACGACCGCUACGUGGCCAUCUGCAAACCCCUGCACUACGGGACCCUGCUGGGCAGCAGAGCUUGUGCCCUCAUGGCAGCAGCUGCCUGGGCCGGUGGGUUUCUCAAUGCUGGGCUGCACACAGCCAGUACAUUUUCACUGCCCCUCUGCCAUGGCAAUGCCCUGGGGCAGUUCUUCUGUGAAAUCCCCCAGAUCCUCAAGCUCUCCUGCUCAGACACCUACCUCAGGGAGGUCGGGCUUCUUGGGGUUAGUGUCUGUGCAGCAUUUGGGUGUUUUGUUUUCAUUGUGCUGUCCUAUGUGCAGAUCUUCAGGGCUGUGCUGAGGAUCCCCUCUGAGCAGGGACGGCACAAAGCCUUUUCCACGUGCCUCCCUCACCUGGCCGUGGUCUCCCUGUUUCUCAGCACUGCCAUGUUUGCCUACCUAAAGCCCCCCUCCGUCUCCUCCCCACCCCUGGACCUGGUGGUGGCAGUGCUGUACUCGGUGGUGCCUCCAGCAAUGAACCCCAUCAUCUACGGCAUGAGGAACAAGGAAAUCAAGGAUGCUUUAUGGAGAGUAAUCCAAUGGAUGCUGCUUCACUGA
Molecule: messenger RNA, 930 nt
Organism: Phalacrocorax carbo (great cormorant)
Lineage: Eukaryota; Metazoa; Chordata; Aves; Suliformes; Phalacrocoracidae
Source: RefSeq, a predicted model, not a curated record